CAACAUUAAUAAUCACGACUGUUAACCUACUUCGCGAUAAAUGUAAUUAUUGUCAAGUCACUCGUCCAUGAGGUGAGGACUGACAAUGAGGGUGCAAACUGGGGUCUCGUUUCUUUUUGCUUUGGUAUUGGCUUGCCAAGCCAAAAAAGACUACUCAGGCUAUCAGGUCCUAACCACUGGGAAACUGAGCCCUGUCCAAGUUGAUGCCUUGCGAAACCUCCAAACCUCCGAUGAACGGUUCGAUUUCUGGAAGGAGGCACAUCCUGACGGUGCCGCUGAUGUUAUGAGUUCUGCUGAUCAUUUAACGGCUCUCAAGGAAUUCUUGACCAAGCACAAUAUUGAUUAUUCGGUUAAGAUCCAAGAUGUAGGAGAGGCCAUCCAGAUCAGCGAGAAACCAUCUCCUACCAAGAAAUCCAAUCCUAAUGCUAGAUACAACUUGAACUGGGAUGAGUACGGUAGUCACGAUGAUUUCAAUGAGUUCAUUGAGGAGAUUGCCAGCCAGAAUUCGUGGGCUUCCGUCCGCUCCAUUGGCAAGAGUGUGGAGGGUCGGGACAUGAAAGUCCUGGAAUUGACCAAGGGAGGAUCCGGAGCUCCUAAUAUCUUCAUCGAAGCUGGCAUCCAUGCGCGUGAGUGGAUUGCGCCCGCUGUGGCCACUUACACCGUCAAGGAGUUGGUGGAAAACUAUGACUCUCAUCCAGAAUACUUGGACAACUUCAAUUUCUAUGUCUUGCCUUGUGCCAACCCUGAUGGCUAUGAAUAUUCUCGAUCCACUGACCGAUUGUGGAGAAAGAACCGCGGAUUGAACGAUGGAGCCUUGUGCAAAGGCGUGGACUUGAACCGAAACUGGGAGUUCCAUUGGGCAGAGUCGGGUGUGAGCGAUUCCCCUUGUUCCGACGUGUUUUGUGGAUAUACCCCCACUUCCGAGAUUGAAAGCCAAAACAUCAAGGCCUUCUACAGUACAUUGAGUCCUGUGCCAGAGUUGACCGUUUGUUUCCACAGCGCCGCUAAUCUCUGGUUGUAUCCUUAUGGUUAUGCCUACGAUUCUUAUCCCGAUAACGUGGACGAAAUUAGACGUUUGGGCGAGGAUGCAGUGGACGCAUUAAAUGCUGUUAAUGGGCAAAGUUUCGAGUGCAUCAACUCAGCUGAGCUCUACCCCGCUGCUGGUGCCUCUGAUGACUACUAUGCCUCUUUGGGCAGUCGAUUUGUCUACACUCCCGAGCUCCGCGAUAAUGGAUUCGGAUUCGUUUUGCCUCCCGAAUAUAUCAUUCCUAGUGGUGAAGAGGUUUGGGCCGCAUGGAAAGUCAUGUUGGACAAAAUCAUGCCCAACAAAGAAUAAGACUUAUUUUGGAAUAUAACCCUUCAGCAAAGAAGAUUUAUAACGAAA
Messenger RNA from Tigriopus californicus, 1384 nucleotides. RefSeq names its product carboxypeptidase B-like. The transcript is spliced from 8 exons. The record is from RefSeq and is a predicted model, not a curated record. NCBI's taxonomy places the organism in Eukaryota, Metazoa, Arthropoda, Copepoda, Harpacticoida, Harpacticidae. Gene Ontology annotation, molecular function: zinc ion binding; metallocarboxypeptidase activity. Gene Ontology annotation, biological process: proteolysis. Bases 86 to 1336 code for a protein of 416 amino acids.